CUCAGACUUCACGCUCAUCAAGCUAUGGACAGAAGGCGAAUAAACGGACCCACUGAAGAGAGCUUUGUACCUGUAUUCGACGAAAGUCCUGAUGCUUGGAAAGCCGCAGAUGGGAGGAAAGGUCGAGGGCUUCUCGAUAUACGCCCAAUCUUUUUGCAGCCUGGCCUCAUCAGCCAGGCAAACGGCUCGGCCUACAUCGAAACACAAAAAACAAAGAUUGCUUGCGCUGUAUAUGGACCGCGACAAUCGAAAAACACUUCCUACAGCGAUAUGGGGCGACUCAAUGUAGAAGUCAAGUUCACGCCGUUCUCUUGCCCGCGUCGACGCGCUCCAUUACGCGACGCUGAAGAUCGAUCCCUAGCAGUCGCUAUUCAUCAAGCUCUGGCAUCAUCCGUGCGACUAGAACUCUUGCCCAAGUCAACUAUCGACGUCUUUAUUACGAUUAUCGAGUGCGAUGGCCUGGAAAGCUGUGUUGCUGCUGGAUCUAUAGCUGCCAGUACAGCUCUAGCAGACGCAGGCAUUGAGCUAUUUGGACUUGUUGUGUCUUGUGCAGCGUCUCUUAUCGAAAAUCAAGUCUGGUUAGACCCUACCCAAGAAGAGGAGGCAGUCUCUGGUGGCACAUUAGUCCUCUCAUGUCUGCCAGCGCUCAAUAAAAUCACAAACAUCUGGCAUACUGGCCAGAUGUCCGCAAUGGACGUCAUUCGGUGUACAGAGGCUUGCCAACAGAAAAUAGAGGCAGAUAUUCAUUCUGUGGUAGCUCAGGCUUUAUUAGAAAGCGCCAAGAUAUAG
Molecule: messenger RNA, 789 nt
Organism: Mycena indigotica
Lineage: Eukaryota; Fungi; Basidiomycota; Agaricomycetes; Agaricales; Mycenaceae
Exons: 6
Coding region: 25-789 (254 amino acids)
Biological process (GO): U4 snRNA 3'-end processing; poly(A)-dependent snoRNA 3'-end processing; nuclear mRNA surveillance
Cellular component (GO): nucleolus; cytoplasmic exosome (RNase complex); nuclear exosome (RNase complex)
Source: RefSeq, a predicted model, not a curated record